AUGGCUUUCGAAUUCCUCGCCCCGAUCCUGACCCCGACGGCGCUGGCCACGGUGCAGCGCGACCCGUCGCUGCUCGGUAUCUUGUUGGCCGUGUUGUUCGGCCUGGGUCUGCUCGUCGGCUUGUCCGUCUUCAUCCACUACCGCACCGAGAAGGACAACGGGACCUGGAAGGGCUGGGGCAUCCCGUUCUGGCCCAAGAAGAAGGCCAAGAAGCAGGGCUUUAGGAAGCUUGGCGGGAAGUAG
This is a messenger RNA of Diplodia corticola, 243 nucleotides long. RefSeq lists its product as uncharacterized. The transcript has a single exon. Lineage: Eukaryota; Fungi; Ascomycota; Dothideomycetes; Botryosphaeriales; Botryosphaeriaceae. The record is from RefSeq and is a predicted model, not a curated record. The coding region runs from base 1 to 243 and encodes 80 amino acids.